CAAGUGGAGAAGAAGAAACAACAGCUCUUAGCCUCAAAGCACCAAAGGCCUCGACUUACUUGACUUAUUCUUUCCGCUUGAAGAGAAAGGCAACAUUUCUACAGGAGAACCAUGAAGACCUUCGCCAUCCUCACCAUCUGCGCCGUGCUGUCCGUCAGCUGGUCAUACCAAUACCAAGACAUGGCUGCAGAGCCCAUCGUGGAGGCUUCCUCUGACCCCGGCGCAGCUGCUGCACCUGACUCUUCGUCCUCGUCCUCCCAAUCCGAUUCGUCUUCCUCUUCAGCCUCCGACUCUUCUGCCUCCGAUUCUUCUGCCUCCGAUUCGGCGUCUUCCUCCAUGUCUGAUUCUUCCUCUUCCUCAGCCUCGGACUCCUCUGCUUCCGAUUCGUCCGCUUCAGACUCGUCUGCAUCGGAUUCCUCCGCGUCGGAUUCUUCUGCCUCCGAUUCCUCUGCCUCCGACUCCUCGGCUUCCUCCUCAUCCUCAUCUUCAUCCGAGUCCUCUGAGGAAGCAGCCGCCGCCACAGACGCCGCAGCAGACGCACCAGUGGACCCAGCGGCCCCUGAGCACGUGAUGGUCAAGAGGGACACGGCGGUGGCCAUGCUCAGGAGACACCGUAGAGCCGGCGCAACGCCCGCCGCCGACCUCUCCCCUCUGCAGCUCGAGAGCUUGUGGGAGGUGUGCGAGGUCAACUUGGCAUGCGAGCACAUGGCCGAUACGGCCGGCAUCGUGGCUGCCUACACCGCCUACUACGGUGCUGUGCCGUACUAAACCACAACCCUCAAGACCAGCGGCACGCCUCUGGAAUCUGCCUAACCAACAACAUCAUCCCCCUUUUCCUAUGAAAGAAUGAGAGAAGAGUGUGCGAGAGACAGAGAAAAAAAAAGAGAGACAGUGUUAUAUUGACUUGACAAACAGGACGACCACUCCCCCCCACCCCCCCACCCCCCCCCCUGGCUUGGCAAGUGGCAUAAAAGCACAAGUGGUUCAAAUCGUCUCCGUGGUUUCCGUGGUGGUCCUCCAAGGCGAUUGAGUGAUUUUUCUACAAGCCACAAAUGAAGCCAGCUCUUCUUUCUUCAAGGGGGCGGUGGAUGCUGUCAGUGUAACUUACUGUAACAUACUGUACAGAGUAUAUAGAUGCUGUCAGUGUAACUUACUGUAACAUACUGUACAGAGUAUAUAGUGUUCUAACUAUGCCAGUAGUAGCAUCACUGCCCAGGGUUGCCAGAUGAGGCUGAUGAUUUCCAGCCC
Molecule: messenger RNA, 1248 nt
Organism: Engraulis encrasicolus (European anchovy)
Lineage: Eukaryota; Metazoa; Chordata; Actinopteri; Clupeiformes; Engraulidae
Gene: bglapl
Product: bone gamma-carboxyglutamate (gla) protein, like
Exons: 4
Coding region: 112-768 (218 amino acids)
Biological process (GO): osteoblast differentiation; bone development; response to vitamin K
Cellular component (GO): extracellular region
Molecular function (GO): hydroxyapatite binding; structural constituent of bone; calcium ion binding
Source: RefSeq, a predicted model, not a curated record